Canariomyces notabilis is the source of this 927-nucleotide messenger RNA. RefSeq names its product RTA1-domain-containing protein. The coding region runs from base 1 to 927 and encodes 308 amino acids. Lineage: Eukaryota; Fungi; Ascomycota; Sordariomycetes; Sordariales; Chaetomiaceae. The transcript has 2 exons. Gene Ontology annotation, cellular component: membrane. The record is from RefSeq and is a predicted model, not a curated record.
AUGGCAGCCGAAACAGCGCCGCCAGGGGCAGCGGGCGUCGACGCCGCCAUGCUCGAUUUUGCCCUUUACCGCUACAAGCUCUCGCUACCCGCCGCCAUUACAGCUGUCGUCAUUUUUCUCAUCUUGUCACUGCUCCAUCUAUGGCGUCUGUACCGACAUCGAGCCUAUUACUUUACUGCCUUCACUGUCGGCGGUUUCUUUCAGGUAGUUGGAUACUGUGGUCGGAUAUGGUCCCACUUCGACGAUACAUCGAUCGGCGGCUUCGUCAUGCAGGCCAUCCUCAUCCUCGUCGCCCCAGCCCUUUACGCGGCCUCGAUAUACAUGAUCCUCGGGCGAUUGAUCCGCGCCCUACGCAGCGAAGCACUGUCCAUAAUCCCGGUAAAAUGGAUGACCAAGAUCUUUGUUGUGGGCGAUGUGGUGUCGUUCUUCAUGCAGGCAGGGGGCGGCGGUAUCCAGGCUGCUGGUACUCUCGAGCUCUACGACAUCGGCGAAAAGAUCAUCAUCGUCGGCCUGUUUGUCCAGAUCUUCAUGUUCGGCUUUUUUCUCGUCACCACGGUGCUUUUCCAUGUCCGAUUCUCGCAUACCAUACUCGCCUACCAUACUCGGAGCGCCGCCGCACAACACACACCCAUCGCCUGGAAGCGCCAUUUGACCGUUCUAUACGUUGUCAGUGCCAUCAUCAUGGUUCGGAGCAUCUUCCGUGUCGUCGAGUAUCUUCAGGGCAACCGGGGCUAUCUCAUCUCGCACGAAAUUUUCCUCUACAUCUUCGAUGCAGUUUUGAUGGCCGCGGUCAUGGCCAUCUUCCUCGUAUACUACGUCGACGAUCUCGAUCCAGAACGAUCUAGGAAACACGACAGUGCUAUCGAGAUGUUAUCAAGCCAAGACGUCGAUGCCCCUGGCGUGAUCCAGCGCACUUACAGUGCCUGA